GUUUGCGUUCAACGAGAGAGAGCUGCGAGUGAGAGGAGAGAGAGAGAUACGAGGGUAAAACAGAUCGGACGCGCGGCGCUGGAGAGAGCCGCUUUUGGACACCUUUUGGAUAACUAAGCACACGGGAAUAGAAGAUAAAGACAACUUACUUCCCUUAAUCUCCAUUUGGUUCAUGUUUAUUUUCUCUGUCAUUAUGAAUGUCCCCUGAACGCCUCUUUCCGCGCGACAUGGACACAUCUGAGGCCACGCUUCGCUAGACUACGAGGCUCAGCCGCAGUCCCGCUCUCUCCGACCGAGUUCGCACUGACUGGAGCCACUUUUUGAGCGACUUCUUUAAAGGUGUCUUUUUUGCUUCCGGCAACAGUGAAGAAGAAGCGUCCAAGUGUUCCUCUCUCCGCCAGCGCACUCCCUCUCUCACUUUUGGAAGCUGAACUUUUAAAGGAAAAUGGGGCAUUGAGUUCGUUGGCAGAUCUCCCCACGCUAUAAUGGCUACUGACACCUAUCUGGUCAAUGACGAUCCUGCCCGAGGCCCAGGGAUGCCUGAGUGUUUCCUGGUGUCUGACACCUACAGGGAUGAAUUCCACCCUUUCAUCGAGGCCCUGCUGCCCCACGUCCGAGCGUUUGCUUACACCUGGUUCAACCUGCAGGCCCGAAAGCGCAAGUACUUCAAGAAGCACGAGAAGCGCAUGUCCAAGGAGGAAGAGCGCGCCGUGAAGGAUGAACUUCUGGGGGAGAAGCCAGAGAUCAAGCAGAAGUGGGCCUCGCGCCUGCUGGCCAAGCUCCGCAAGGACAUCCGGCCCGAGUUCCGUGAGGACUUUGUGCUCACCAUCACAGGGAAAAAGCCCCCCUGCUGUGUGCUGUCCAACCCCGACCAGAAGGGCAAGAUCCGCCGCAUCGACUGCCUGCGCCAGGCUGACAAGGUGUGGCGGCUGGACCUGGUGAUGGUCAUCCUGUUCAAGGGCAGCCCCCUGGAGAGCACAGACGGGGAGCGACUGGUCAAAUCACCACAGUGCACCAACCCGGGCCUGUGUGUGCAGCCACACCACAUCGGAGUGUCCGUCAAAGAACUGGACCUGUAUCUGGCCUACUUCGUCCACACGCCAGAAUCUGGACAAUCAGACAGCUCCAGUCAACAGGGAGACACAGACAUCAAACCACCACCUAACGGACACCUUAGUUUCCAGGAUUGUUUUGUCACUUCAGGAGUGUGGAAUGUGGCAGAGCUCGUCAGAGUGUCACAAACUCCUGUAGCGACAGCAUCAGGUCCUAACUUCUCGCUGGCCGACCUGGACAGUAGUCCCAGUUACUACAACAUCAACCAAGUGGCUUUGGGCCGUCGUUCUCUGACCUCCCCUCCCUCAACCAGGUCUGAGGUGGAAUUAUACGCAAAUCUUCCCCGGAGCUCCACCAAGAGAAAGUCUUUAGACGACAGUGAAAUGGAAAGCCCCACAGACGAUGUCUUCUACCCUGGACGCUCCCCGGCUGCCAGCUCUUCUCAGUCCAGUGUGUGGCCCAAUGACAUGGACGCAGUGCAGCACCAUUUGGCGAGUGUGCAAGAGCGGAAGAUAAAACAUGAAAACGAUGGCGUGCAGUUUCCUUACCAUGGUUAGAGCAUUGAUUACACU
This is a messenger RNA of Boleophthalmus pectinirostris (great blue-spotted mudskipper), 1625 nucleotides long. RefSeq names its product nuclear factor 1 X-type. Gene Ontology annotation, molecular function: RNA polymerase II cis-regulatory region sequence-specific DNA binding; DNA-binding transcription factor activity, RNA polymerase II-specific. The coding region runs from base 486 to 1610 and encodes 374 amino acids. NCBI's taxonomy places the organism in Eukaryota, Metazoa, Chordata, Actinopteri, Gobiiformes, Gobiidae. The record is from RefSeq and is a predicted model, not a curated record. Gene Ontology annotation, cellular component: nucleus. Gene Ontology annotation, biological process: regulation of transcription by RNA polymerase II. The transcript is spliced from 9 exons.